AUGGGGAAACAGACAGUUUCUAGCUCAUCUUUGCCAAGUGGAUGGAGGGAUCACUUACACUUGAGAAGAACUACUGAACAGCACGUGCCAGAGGUCGAGGUCCAGGUCAAACGUAGAAGGACAGCCUCACUGAGCAACCAAGAGUGUCACGUGUACCCACGAUGUUCUCAGCAACAGCAAGUUCCUGUGGUGGAUUUCCAGGCAGAACUGAGACAGACAUUCUUAGCUGAGACCCCAAGAGGUGGUUAAAGCAGUAUUGGAACUUCAAGUUGGUGGGAGUCAAGGAAAACAGGACCCAUCCACUGUUUGUGCAACUUUGGUCAAGCUUACAUUGUGUGUUAAUAGCCUGCAUCAAACCUUUAUUUAUAGCCCUUCCCCAAGUAUUAAGGAUCUUGAAAUUUUAGUGUUGACAACGGCUAUUGUGGAACAGCAAUCAUGACUGUGGGUAAGAGUAGCAAGAUGCUGCAGCACAUUGACUAUAGAAUGAGAUGUAUCCUGCAAGAUGGAAGAAUCUUCAUUGGCACAUUUAAGGCUUUUGACAUGUAUAUGAAUUUGUUCCUCUGUGAUUGUGAUGAGUUCAGGAAGAUCAAGCCAAAGAAUGCAAAACAGCCAGAACGUGAAGAAAAACGGGUUUUGGGUCUGGUCUUGCUACGUGGGGAGAACCUGGUUUCCAUGACUGUGGAGGGCGCACCUCCAAAAGAUACUGGCAUUGCUCCUGUGCCACUUGCUGGCGAUGCAGGUGGCCCUGGGGUUGGAAGAGCAGCUGGCAGAGGAGUACCAGCAGGUGUACCUAUUCCCCAAGCACCUGCUGGAUUAGCAGGCCCUGUCCGAAGAGUUGGAGGCCCAUCCCAGCAGGUCAUGACCCCACAGGGAAGAGGCACUGUUGCAGCUGCUGCUGUUGCUGCUACUGCUAGCAUUGCAGGAGCCCCAACCCAGUACCCGCCAGGAAGGAGAACUGCACCUCCACCUGUAGGCAGAGCAACUCCACCUCCAGGCAUUAUGGCUCCUCCACCUGGUAUGAGACCACCUAUGGGCCCACCAAUUGGCCUUCCCCCUGCUCGAGGGACACCCAUAGGCAUGCCCCCUCCAGGAAUGAGAACCCUCCACCAGGAAUUAGAGGCCCACCUCCCCCAGGAAUGUGUCCACCAAGACCCUAAGAUACAGUUGAUUAAUCUCAGCCCUUUGCUUUCCCUACAAUGCUUCUUGUGAAAUUGUGUAGCCUGCAAGCUUUUUGAUCCCUCUUACUGCAUUAACUAUAGAUAAUAAAUACAUAGAGCAAUU
This is a messenger RNA of Arvicanthis niloticus (Nile rat), 1281 nucleotides long. Lineage: Eukaryota; Metazoa; Chordata; Mammalia; Rodentia; Muridae. The record is from RefSeq and is a predicted model, not a curated record.